AUGAUCGGCCACUCAUCCGGUGAACUUGCUGCUGCCUAUGCAGCAGGACUAAUUUCCGCGGAGAGUGCAAUUGUUGCGGCUUAUCUACGGGGAGUCCAUGCUACUCGGACACAGGAGCCGGGGGCUAUGAUGGCUGUGGCUAUAGGGCCAACGGAUGCUGAGGAUCUCCUCGUGGAGCAGGGUAUCCCUCCCGAAGAUGUUUGCGUUGCUUGCAUAAACUCUCAACAUAGCGUCACGCUUAGUGGGAAGUCGCAGUCUAUUGAUAUCCUACACAGUGUCCUGAAAGCACGCUCUGUGUUGUGCAAGAAACUAGCUACCGGGGGAAAAGCUUAUCAUUCUCCUAGUAUGAGGUCAGUCGGCUCAGGGUAUAGUGACGCCAUUAUGGAAGCUGCUGAAGUGCCAAACGGCCUCAAUGGUACGAACCAACAACCCAACGGCUAUGGUUUAGUCGCCCCUUUGAUCGCCACUAUUAACUCCGCAGCAGGAUGCCACUCGGCCGUUAACCAAGGAGAUAAGGCUGAUACUGAUUCCAGGCCUGUGAUGAUUCCCUCGGUUACUCUAGAGCCUCUUCGACCAUCCGAAAUCUCGGGUGCCUACUGGCAGAGAAACCUGGAAUCUCCAGUUUUGUUUGAUCCGGCUUUGAAAUGCCUAUUAGAACAUACAUUUGGACGUGAAAACCGAAAUGUGGAUUGUCUGAUAGAGAUUUGUCCGCAUAGUGCUCUGAAGGGGCCCAUCAAUCAAAUCAUCAGCUCUCCAGAGGUAACUGAAAUUUGGAAAUCCAACCUCGGAACUACGCCAAAGAUAUCAUACGAGUCUACACUUGAAAGACACCACAGUGCUGAGAACGACAUGAUGAGACUCGCAACGAGCCUUUUUAUAAAAGGUUGCUCAAUUGAUAUGCGUCAAGUCAAUGGCCAAGCUUACUACCGGCCGGAAAAGCCUCUUGUUGGCCUACCGAUGUAUCACUGGAACCAUACCAACCCACAUCCACUUAUUGUUACCCGUGCGACUAAGGAUUAUAAGUUUGCUACCCAUCCGAGGUAUGAUUUGAUUGGAAGUAGAUUGCCAGGCAACAACCGACUAGAGCCGAUCUGGCGAAAUAACCUCCGCUUGAAAGACGUACCUUGGAUUAAAGAUCACGUCAUUGGCAAUGCGGUUAUUGUCCCUGGAGCGGCGUAUAUUGCCAUGGCUAUAGAAGCUGCUGCUCAGUUUGCUGAAGAUGCGACUCUUGGUGGCCCGCCUUUCGAGUUUGAGGACGCGAAAUUUCACUUACACACUGUGGCUGUCAAGACUGCACUGGUUAUCGGAGCCAGUGGGACAGCAGACAUUAUGAUCAACUUGCGACCGACUGAUGCUUCAGCUACGCAUAACCGGUUCGAUUUUAAAAUAUGUUCUGUGACUGAUGAUCAAUGGACCGAACAUGCUAAUGGGUCCAUUUCCUACGAAAUCAUGCACGGUAAGCGGACUAUGAAAUCCUCUUUUGCCAAUGAGACAGCCGAUCCCAUUUUUGAAGAGAUGAUUGGUAAAGAUGCAUGGUAUGAUCGUCUAAGGUAUCGAGGCUUCGAUUUUGGACCUUUCUUUCGGGUUAUAGAUGAACUUGAGAUUCUACGCUAUGAAUCUCGCGCUCGCGCCAAAGCCCCUAUUCUGAGGACUAUGGCUAAGGAUAGCCCCCAUGAAUCUCGGUAUGCUGUUCAUCCCUUAACAAUCGAUGCAGUACUACAGGGCCGUGUUGUUGCUGUUUAUAACAGCCGGGCAGAUAAGGAGGCAACCCAAAUUCCCGUGUUUGUGGAGGACAUGGUAAUCUACCCUGCUUCUUGGGCAAAAAAUCAGACUGGUAUCAUUGACAGUGUUGCCUGGACCGAGGGUGCACGGAGUGGUGGUUCUCACUCUAGGCUAGUAACUGAGGACGGCUAUGAGAUCAUUUCCACCAAGCAUGUCAGAUGGCGUCAAUUCGAAAACCAGGGUAGCCAAGAAAAGUUGGCUAAGAGUACUGCUCGAGAGCCAUACUACCGACUACAUUGGAAACCAGAUGUUGAUUUUCUGGAUUCAGAGAAAGCCACUGGCUUGUAUCACAGCGAUUUCAAGUCCCCCUUGGGAAUUAAAUACCUCGAUGAAAUCCACAACAUUCGUAUUCGCCUGGAGACAGUGACUGUCCUUUACAUAUACAAGGCCCUUGAACUUAUUAGCAAAGAAAGCCUUCCCUCGGAUCCCUCAUUACGAUGGAUUCACGGGUACUAUGAUUGGAUGCAGCAUGUUCGGGCUGAGGCUGCAGCUGGUAAGAUGGUACUUUGCGAUAAUGAUGCCACAAAACUUACCCACGAUAUGCGAGAACGUCGAAUUGAGACAUUGCUAUCGGAGCUACCUUCUAAUUUUCCCCAGCUAGAAUAUAAUACUGUGGUGAUGAAAAAUAUGACCGGAAUUUAA
This is a messenger RNA of Nannizzia gypsea CBS 118893, 2424 nucleotides long. RefSeq lists its product as hypothetical. Gene Ontology annotation, biological process: fatty acid biosynthetic process; secondary metabolite biosynthetic process. Bases 1 to 2424 code for a protein of 807 amino acids. Gene Ontology annotation, molecular function: fatty acid synthase activity. Lineage: Eukaryota; Fungi; Ascomycota; Eurotiomycetes; Onygenales; Arthrodermataceae. The transcript is spliced from 3 exons. The record is from RefSeq and is a predicted model, not a curated record.